Molecule: messenger RNA, 1206 nt
Organism: Aspergillus puulaauensis
Lineage: Eukaryota; Fungi; Ascomycota; Eurotiomycetes; Eurotiales; Aspergillaceae
Product: arrestin C-terminal domain-containing protein
Exons: 3
Coding region: 1-1206 (401 amino acids)
Biological process (GO): division septum assembly
Cellular component (GO): division septum
Source: RefSeq, a predicted model, not a curated record
AUGGCCGCCUUCGUGCGAGUGUCGGGGCCUGCAAAUGGCAACUUUCUGAUCGGAUACCCUGGGAUAUCUGCGACUAUGCCCCGUAUAGAAGGUAAAGUCGAGAUUAGACCCAGCGUCGGCAUCACGGCCCCCGUCAACGUAUCCCUCGUCACUGUAUCUCUCGUUCGUCGCGAAACAAUUCACCCAUCAGCAGACUUGGUAGUGGGUAGACGUCUAGCGCCCCCGAGGAAAGAAAUUACCGAUAUUGUUGGAAAGGAAAUGCUUCUAUUCCGUUGUCCGGCCGGUCGAGAAUUCGAGGAGGUCCUGUCAAUGGAUUUACCGUUCGUUUUAUUCAUUCCUUUUGGGCGAGGCGGACCAGAUGCGUCUAGACGCGUUCCUCCUGCUAGCUUGCAGCUCCCCAGUCGUAUUGCCGAGACGUUUUAUGAGAUUGUUGUGAUGGUGCAGCAAGGCCACUCGGACCAGAGAAAGUACUCGUUCCCGGUUCCUAUUUCACGGUAUGACACGCUGUCGACAUUUGGAAUGUAUAAUCGCCCGGAGUCUGCCGAAAAUGUAUCAGAUCACUUGGUGACAUUGGGUAUCUCUUUGCCGCGAUGGUCAUACGGUCCUCUCGACCCCGUGAGCGUCUACGUUAAAUUAUCUCCGAAUCCCGACUGGAUCAGCAAAGCCAGAAAAGUUACAAUAAACAAAAUUACCAUCGGGAUCGACGAGGAAAUCAUUUACAACCACGAAGGCGACGAGCCCCAACGAAAGGUCAAAACUUUAACAAAACGGACAGAACCGAUUGGCGUAAAGAUGCCCCCGACGGGUUUCCUAACCAAUAUGGGUCUGGUGUUCCCAGCGAAGGAUAUGCGCGAUGGAGAGGGGGUUCUCCCUAGAGGUAAACCGGGAUUUCCCACAUAUGCCGUUAGCGGGUUCACCACCACAGCAAGCCUCUAUAAAAUCGAGUACUACCUAACAGUAAAGGCUCACCUAGCAUCAGCGCGAGAUAUUGUGAUACGCCAACCGAUUGUUGUUUGUCCACUUGACCACGCUGGCUGCAAAGAAGAGAUGGAAGCUAUCGAACAGGCAGCUCGAGAGGCCGCUCACAUCAACCCCGACAACCCAUUAUUACCGCUUCCUUCGAUAGUUCGACCGUCAGAUCCCAACGGCCUUCGUCAUCUCGGGGUAGCCGUCGUCGGCAACCAAAAGAAGCCUUUAAUAGACUAA